AUGCCGUUUCCGCGCGAGAGCAUGCGCGCCAGUUCCCUGGCAGUCGGGUGCCAGCCCCGCAUGCCCCUCAAGGAAAUGCCCCUGCCCCCCGACUUGCAAGCGCUGCUGAACAGCUUUCGCCCCGAGCUCACCCCGCCGAGCCCCCCGCCAUUGCAUACGGUGGUCCCGGCUGGCCUUCAACCUCAAGAUUGGUUCAUCAACGGGGCGCACAGGCAGUUCCUGCGCGCCAUGAGCGAGCCGAUCCGGCAACCGGCGCAGAAGCCCCAGCCGUUCCCCCUCAGCACGGUUGCUCCGAGCGCGCCGCUGCCUACCAUGCCUCCUCCGCUACUGCCACCGCCGAAGGAUGUACCUGUGCUGCCAUUUAUCCCGCUUAGGGUCUCCAGGGCUCUGCGUGCGGGUUACCGUGGACCUUACGACGGCAGGAUGCAGACGCUCAAGAUGAAGACGCUCGAAGAGCGCGAACGUAAGAAGUGCAACAGGGCCAACCCUCCCACAAAGGGCCAAUUCAAGAGCGCCGGCAAAUGCGGCGAGGUGGACGCGAAGACCGCGGAGAAGUGGUGGAAUAACCGCACGAAGCCCGUGCUGCCCCAAAGGGGCCGCCCUCCAAAGAACUUCUCUCCACCCUCCACGUACACGCCAGGAAUAAAGGAAAGCAUCCACACGAUCCGCUCGGCCGAUCGUGAGGUCUUUGCGUCGACAUUCAUCAUCACCUCCAAGGAAUAUGAGCAGGCUUUGGAAGACCAGGCUGCAGCUGGCGAGCGGGUGUUCUUCCAGACCGACAAGGCACAGGCCGGACCAAAAGGCCAGUCAGACCCCGAGGCGAUCCACCGGAUGGAUGACGCUGAUGUGCAAGUCAAGCUGAUCCCCCCCUCGAUGCACGAGAAGUUUGUGGGUAUUGGCACGAUCGCGCAUCCAAAGCCAAGGAACAAGGAAGCGAACGUGUAUUUGACCGGGAACCAGAUCGACAUGUCCCCGUACAUGGCCAAGUUCGCAGACGAAUUCACGAAGGGGAAGAGGAUUGAUGAGAGCGACAAGAUCAUGGCUCGAGGCGCGAAGAGACAAAAGACGACGGGCGCCUUUUUUCUUGGGAGCAGCUGA
Molecule: messenger RNA, 1098 nt
Organism: Phytophthora sojae
Lineage: Eukaryota; Oomycota; Peronosporomycetes; Peronosporales; Peronosporaceae
Exons: 4
Coding region: 1-1098 (365 amino acids)
Source: RefSeq, a predicted model, not a curated record